GCACGGACGGUGGCUGAGGGGUAGGGCGGAUACCUGACCACAUGGCCCCGUAGUAAAAAAGGGAAAACGACCUGGCGUGCUCGUUUGCUUGCUGAUCAGUUCAGCACAGGGUCUUUCCAGAGAUCGGUUGGUGUAUUUUUUUCUUUCUUUGAUCCAUCAUCGUCGCUGUUUCGUCGCUGCCUGCUGAGUGACUAUUUGGAGGUAACCAGAAAACCGCCAGGAUGCCUUCUGUGUUCCACACGAAGACCAUCCAGGAGAUCCUGGAGCCCGUGGCUGAAAAGAUCUCCACGAUGGUCAUCCUGGAUGAAGAGGCCAGUCAGGGCGGUACCAUGCCUGACCUGACACCACAGGUUGAUGUGGUGGCAGCGGCCGUUACAACCCUGGUCACGGUUGGUGAGCAAACAGCUGACGACAGUGAGGACCCGAUCUUGAAGAAGGAGCUGCCGAGACCCUUGAAGAGUGUGCAGAAGUCGGCUGACCAGUUGGUGGAGGCCGCGCAAACAUUGAAAGAGAAUCCGGUCAGCCUGCCAGGGCGACGGCUUCUGAUCGUUGGUGCUAGAGGUAUCCUGCAAGGUAUCUCCGACCUGCUGAUCACAAAUGAUGAGUCCGAAGUCAGGACAAUGGUGGCGGCGUGCCGUGGCUCCCAAACAGUGCUGCGCGAUGCGCACAUCGUCCGUGGCAUUCCCAAUCUCAUCGAGUUCAUCAAAGGUCUGACACCGUCGCUGACCGAGACCAGCAAGCAUGUCGAUCGCCGUCAGAAGGAGCUGACUAACGCCACACACGCAGCUGAACUAGUCGACCACUGUGACCAUCUUCGAAAGUUUGUACCAAUGCUAAUCUCAUCUAUCAAGCUCGUCUCUCAUCUGGAAGCACGUGGUGGCGCUCGGUCGCGCGAGGCCAACGAUAACCGCGACUUUGUCGUCAAAUCCAUGAACGAGCACAUUGAGGAGAUCAUCCGCAUCCUGCAAUUGAAAACCGACCGCGAUGAGCUAGCGCAGGGCGACUUUAAGAGCUUGAUUGGAAAGAUCCUCGGCAAAGGAGAGACUACAGAAGACUUCCUGUCCGAUGACUUCAAACUUGCACAGGACUUCCUUUCAAGACUCGACCCACGUGAUGCCGAUGAAGGAUUCCGCGCCCUGGAUGAGUGCAUUCGGCAAGCCAGGCAGCUUGCCAGCCAGAUGGAGGACGGCGAGGAGAAGGAUGAGAUCCUGCGACGGGCAGAGGAGCUGGAACGUCUCAUCAACCAGCUUAAACGACUCCGCGAUCAGGGCAAGCUGGACACGCCUGAAGCGCGAGCACUGGCCGACGAGAUUGCCCGAAAGAUCGCCGAGCUGGAGCAGAAGAUGAAGGAGGCCAUUGCCAAGCAGGUUGCAAAGGACUUCCUCGACCCGACCGGACCAGCCAAGAGAAUGACAAACGCCGCACUUGCAGAUCCGUCAGAUCCCGACCGAGAAGAGAAGUUUGAGGCGAAGGCCAAGGAGUUCAAUGACCAUGCGCGCAGUGCGGCGCGGACGGCGCUCAACGUAGCGCGUCACGGUGGCGUGCAGGACGAGGAGACUGUCAUGGAUAUCAUGGACACCAUCAAAGGCGUCGAGGCACUAGCACCGCAGCUGACCGGCGCGUCUCGCAUCGUCCUUGACAAUCCUGGCGAUGAGACGGCUGUUGAUCACAUGAACAUGAUGAAGAACGAGUACUGCAAGAAGAUGGAGAAGCUGAAGGACCUGGUGGAUCAAGUGACCGACAGCGUGGAGUUCUUGAAGGUAUCAGAGAAAGACAUUUUCCAGGACCUACAGAAGGCCAAGGUUGCGUUGCGCGAUGACGAAGGAGAAAAAGCCAAUGAACGCGCGAUACUUGCUGCAAAGCGCUGCCGCAGAGUUCUAGACGUCGCCAAGGGAGAAGCCGAGAACUCGACCGACCCGGAAUACGUCAAGGCAGUCACAGAAGCAUCAGAAGAGCUUGCCAGAUCAAUCAAGCCGAUGGUGAACAGCUGCAAGGACUCUGCCCAGGACACUAGCAACACUGCCAAUCGCCAGAAGUUUGACAGCCAGGCUGAUCGUGUGAAUGCUGCCGUCACUAAAAUCCGACAAGUCGUCGAGAACCACCAUCGCCCGCCACCUCCGCCAACACCACCGCCGGCACCCAAGGCACCUCAGGCACCUACACCUCCACCGGAGGAGCCAGUCGAGGAAAUUCAAAUCGGAAAGAACAUGAAAGGACCGGCACUACCUAUCAUGUUGGCCGCCCGGGAGCUGCAGGAAGAGGCGCUGAAGUGGGGUGCUGGUGACAAUGCCCUCAUUCAGAUUGCACGUCGCAUGGCAGCGCGUAUGGCUGAAAUCGGCAGCCUAUUUGAUUCACAGGGUGAUGUUGAGUCUCGCAAGCGCCUUAUCAAUCUGGCCAAGGAGCUGGCACUGGAUACGAAGGAGCUGAUCAAGCUUGCGAAGGCUGUGGCCGCAGCUUGCACCGACCGACGCCUCAAGGCGACGCUGCUGCAACUCGUUGAUCGUUUGCCAAUGAUCAGCACCCAGCUGAAGAUCAUCGCCACGGUCAAGGCGACGCAAACCGGACAAACAGACGAACAGUCAGAUCACGAGGCCAGCGAAACGCUGGUAUUGAACGCGCAGAAUCUGAUGAAGGAGGUGAAGGAGGUCAUCAUGGCCGCACAGAGCAGCUCCAUGAAGCUCAAGAAGGGCACCACCGCCGACGAGCUCAUGUGGACAAGAGCAGACUAAACUCGGAGAGGCGAGCAAUAUGUGCGAACUGGACACGAUGAGAAGAUGGAGGCAUGAUUUAGCUGCAAACAUUGCCAGGGCCAGCUCCGACAAGAAUGAAUACAAAGUGCACACACUGACAUCUCUACCUUUGAAGCAUACCAUUGGAUAAUAAGACCAGUUUGGUACACAGUCAUGUAAAUAGUAAUCAAUCGCUUUCGUAUAGAAAUUAGCACUGAACUCUGCUAUUCCAUUGCAAUGUGAUCCAUGACUAUACUCUAGGGCUAGCUGCUAGCGAUGCAUCACUGUGCUUGUGUAUAUUUCUAACGAUUGGAAUUAAUAAAAUCCUUCUUCCCUAUA
Molecule: messenger RNA, 3068 nt
Organism: Sycon ciliatum
Lineage: Eukaryota; Metazoa; Porifera; Calcarea; Leucosolenida; Sycettidae
Product: vinculin-like
Exons: 21
Coding region: 222-2729 (835 amino acids)
Biological process (GO): cell adhesion
Cellular component (GO): adherens junction; focal adhesion; plasma membrane
Molecular function (GO): alpha-catenin binding; actin filament binding; beta-catenin binding
Source: RefSeq, a predicted model, not a curated record